This is a messenger RNA of Culicoides brevitarsis, 2738 nucleotides long. RefSeq names its product tyrosine-protein kinase Fer (gene FER). Gene Ontology annotation, biological process: peptidyl-tyrosine phosphorylation. The record is from RefSeq and is a predicted model, not a curated record. The coding region runs from base 151 to 2532 and encodes 793 amino acids. Lineage: Eukaryota; Metazoa; Arthropoda; Insecta; Diptera; Ceratopogonidae. Gene Ontology annotation, molecular function: ATP binding; non-membrane spanning protein tyrosine kinase activity. The transcript has 11 exons.
AAAGAAAUAAAGUGAGCAACAAGUGUCCCAAAAAAUAAGCUUUAAAAAAAUCAUCGAAAAAAUGUGAAAAAAAAAUUAAAUUUUAAAAAAAAGUGUAAAAAUUUAAUAAAUUAAGUAAUUAACAAGAAAAAAUUAAAAAAAAAUAUAACAAUGGGAUUUUCAUCAGCAUUACAAAGCACAAAAGGGCAUGAACAAUUAUUAUCCCGUCAGGAUGCCGAGCUCCGUCUUAUUGACAUCAUGAAACGCUCGAUGCAACAAAAAGCAAAAUGUGAUAGAGAAUAUGCCAUUGGAUUAGCAAAUUUAGCACAACAGGGACUUAAAAUCGACAGAACUGACGAAUUACAAGGAAGUCACAUUACAAAAGCAUGGCGCUCCUUUAUGGAUGAACUGGAACAAACAUCUCGACAGCUAAAGUUGAAUGCGGAUCAUCUAGAGGCAGUUUGUCAGGAUAAGUUGACACAAUUGUACCAUGAUAAGCGAAAAGCGCGAAAGCAGUACCAAGAGGAGCAUUUGAAGAUUUCACAACAAUUUACUCAUAUCACCGAAGACGUGCAACGCAAAAAACUCGAAUAUCAAAAGUUUUUGGACAAUUACAAGGUGCUGCGAAGUCGUUUCGAGGAGCAAUUCGUCAAAGGCGGGCGUUCGGGGCGGAAAAUUGACGAUGUCGCGGAUAAAUACAAGAAAGCAUGCCGGAAAUUGCAUUUGGCACACAACGAAUAUGUGUUACUCAUCAGCGAGGCAAUCGAAAUCGAAAAAGACUUUAGAACGAUUUUGCUUCCGGGACUUCUGGAGCAUCAACAAACGUUGCAAGAAGGCUUUAUUCAGACAUGGAAAAAUCUCCUUUUGGAAAUUGUCGAAUCGGGCGAUUUAACGUCAGAAAAAUUCAGUACGAUCCAACGACGGAUCGUCUCGAACGUCAAUGAUGUCAAUCCGAGCGACGAAUAUAAGGAAUUCACGGAAAAGCACAAAACGGGACCUCCCACACCAACGUUAUUCCAAUUCGACGAAAGCCUCAUCGAAGACAAACUGGGAAAGUUACAAGCAAACACGCUGACAGUUGAUAAUUUGACGCACGAUUGGCUACGCACAAAAUUGAGCGAUUUGGAGACAUCGGUGAAGGAAUGUCAGGACAGGAUGUCGAAAUAUUGCAACGAAAAUGGCAUUUCAGCGCCAAGUACGCCAACGAUGAAUGGCGUUAAUGGACACAAUGGAACGAAGGAUCUAAAUAAAAACUCAAAAGACUUACAAACGCUUCGAUGCCAGGAACGGCAAAUGUUAAAAUUAGUAGAGAUUAUUAAGACUGCCUUGAACGAAAUUGGUUGCGAGGAGCUUCCCUCAGGCUGCGACGACGUCAUCGACCAAAGUUACAUCGAAAACAACUUAAAUCACGAUCAUCCGAUGACAAUUUCUGCCAAUCGCCCGUUAUACGAAGAGGAAUGGUUUCAUGGCGUGUUGCCGCGCGAAGAAGUUGUGCGUCUUUUAUGCAACGACGGUGAUUUUUUGGUGCGCGAAACGACCCGCAACGACGAAAGUCAAACUGUGCUGAGCGUUUGUUGGACCGGCCACAAACAUUUCAUCGUGCAAACGACUGCCGAGGGUUUUUAUCGCUUCGAAGGUCCCGCCUUCCCGAGUAUUCAAGAGUUAAUUUUGCAUCAGUAUCAAAGUGAGUUGCCGGUGACGUCGCGAUCGGGUGCCGUGCUCAAAAAACCCGUGCUGCGUGAAAGAUGGGAGCUCAGCAACGACGACGUCAUUUUGCUCGACAAAAUUGGACGCGGAAAUUUCGGCGAUGUGUACAAGGCGAAGCUGAAAUCGUCGCCGAAGAAGGAAGUUGCGGUCAAAACGUGUCGCAUGACGUUGCCGGAUGAGCAAAAGAGGAAAUUUUUGCAGGAGGGACGCAUUUUGAAGCAAUACGAUCAUCCGAAUAUCGUCAAACUCAUCGGGAUUUGUGUGCAAAAGCAGCCAAUUAUGAUUGUGAUGGAACUCGUGCCGGGCGGAUCUUUGUUGAAUUUCCUCAGGAAGAAUGCACAAACGCUCGUUUCGAAGCAGCUGCUGAGGAUGUGUCGCGAUGCUGCAGCUGGCAUGCAGUAUUUGGAGUCGAAAAAUUGCAUUCAUAGGGAUUUGGCGGCGAGAAAUUGUUUGAUUGGCGACGAUAAUAUCGUGAAAAUUUCGGAUUUUGGCAUGUCGAGGGAGGAGGAAGAGUAUAUUGUUUCCGACGGAAUGAAACAAAUCCCGAUCAAAUGGACUGCACCAGAAGCCUUAAAUUUCGGUAAAUACACGAGCUUAUGUGAUGUUUGGAGUUACGGAAUCUUGACGUGGGAAAUUUUCUCGAAAGGAGGCACGCCUUAUUCGGGCAUGAGCAAUACCCGGGCACGAGAACGCAUUGAUGCAGGAUAUCGCAUGCCCGCUCCCGAUAACACGCCUUCCGACAUGUACCGCCUUAUGUUAAGAUGUUGGUCUUACGAGCCCGAAAGUCGACCGCAUUUCGACGAAAUUUACAAUGUUGUGGAUGCUUUGGUGUUGCGGGGUGAUUAGUUUUUGCGAAUUUGAGGCCUUAUUUCUCUCUCAAAUUUACCAGAUUUUACGAGAUUAUUUCGCAUUUUUCUUGGAAUUUUUUCUGCGGUAGAACCGGUUUCAGGAAGAAAUUUAGCGUUAGCGAUUAAAUUUAGCUUUUAAGCCAUAAAAUAUUAAUUUUUAAGGAAAAUUAUCACACACAAAAAAAUUAAGUAAAAGUUUGAACA